AUGACGUUUGAGGCCAUCAAGCUUCUAGAGCCUGCUCAUGUUGAUAUGUUAUGGCGUAUGUAUAACAUUGAUCAUGGUCUUAUUGUUCAAGAGGUGUCGAAAGGAUCUAAUGCUGAGAUACUCGGAAUCCAAAAAGGUGAUGUUAUUGAAUCUAUCAAUGGAAAACCUGUUUCUACCACAAUUGAGUUGGAGAAUAUGCUGAUGAGCACAUGCAAGGGCCUUGCUGAAGUUCAUAUUUCUGUUGGGGUGUUUCACACACUUAAAGAAGAACGAAGCACCGUAGAGUUGAGUGCAAAAUUAUCAAAACUUGGAGAAGUUAUUACAAGCUAG
This is a messenger RNA of Triticum turgidum subsp. durum (durum wheat), 330 nucleotides long. The record is from the annotation of a GenBank genome assembly. Lineage: Eukaryota; Viridiplantae; Streptophyta; Magnoliopsida; Poales; Poaceae.